Messenger RNA from Adelges cooleyi (spruce gall adelgid), 2057 nucleotides. Its product is annotated as transmembrane protein 39A. The record is from RefSeq and is a predicted model, not a curated record. Lineage: Eukaryota; Metazoa; Arthropoda; Insecta; Hemiptera; Adelgidae. The coding region runs from base 301 to 1542 and encodes 413 amino acids. Gene Ontology annotation, cellular component: membrane. The transcript has 10 exons.
CAAUACUACUGGUUCAAUACUAUAAUAACACACAACAGUCAACACACAGAAAACUAUUAACACAACGCUGAACACACACACAAUAAAUUAUAAAACAGACCUAAGUCUUAUAAGUUAAAACACAACUUUGGAGAGACUUCUGAGUUCUGACAAGAGAUCUUUUAUUGGCUGAACAUUUAUAAAAUAUCUGUCACAUUUAAUAUUAAUAUUGUCAAAAUAUUUCUUUAUACAUUUUUCUUCAUGCAACUUAUUAACUUUUCUAUUUUGGUUUUUAAUUGAGUAACUUUGAAAAAAUUUACCAUGGAAUUUUUCAAUUUUUAUGCUGAUACCAUACAAAGAAUGCAGUCCGACAAUGCUAUGCCAAGAGUAACUUCACCACGUAUUUACAAUGAUGGAAACAUUACGUUUGAAGGAUUGAUGGUAGUUUUUUCUUGGUUUUCCACUUAUUUACAAUACUUGAACAUCUACAGAUCAGUUUGGUGGCUGAGUAAUUCUAAUUAUACUUUAUGGAAAAUACAUCUAAUUGAUUACGAAGUAGUGUUAUUUAUAAUGGCAAUGCAUUGUCGAAGGUUCGCAUAUAGCUUGAUUACAUGGAUCUUUCAUGUAUUUUGUCCUCAAAAUUACUGGAAAUUGACCAGACUAUUUAUCAGAUUAUUUGUGACUGUUGGAUUAUCCAUCAUAUUAGGGCUUCUAGCCUUUAAUCUCUGUCAAAAGUAUAAUUAUGGAGUUUUAUUGUAUUUAUUUAUGCCGAUAUUCGUUUAUUUAUGUUUUUACGGUUUUAAAGCAUGUCCAUUUUUCGACAUGUCAUGUGUAAGUGAAAAAGAAAUCUUCCUCAACGGCAAACCAUACAUUCAGCAUACUCACAUUCAUUUAUGCUCAACAAAUCCAAAAGCUAUUCGCUCAGAAGUCGAAGCCAUGAAAGAUGAUUUCAACAGGAGGCUAAAACAAAUUUUAUUCUCAUCUUUUUUCUCUGCUUAUUAUUCAUGUUUUCUCCCAAUAACAUUUGUACAAGAUUAUGUUGUUUACGAAGAGAAUUGGGUAUUAAUUUAUUUUCCAUUUAUCAUGAUGACUAUGGGUAUGAUGUUGUGCCUUCAAUACUAUCCAGUUAAAUACUUUGACAAUUUACAAAAAGCAGCCAUGCACUUGGGUCGAUGGAAAAAAAUCAAACUUGACCGUCCUCAUAUGCCUAUACAUUUAUGGUCAGAUGAAGUGUUAUGGCAUCUAGGAUCUCUAGUACGCCACAAUCAGUGUUUGUAUAAAGCCGAAGGCAUGUCCAAUGCGGCAGAACCCGGAAACCCUGCUGACAAAACUUUUUAUAAUAUGUUUAGUAAUCCUUCGGAAACUGUAUACUUUACCUUGGCGUCCAUUCAGAUAUCACUUAUGUCAAUCCUAUUAGUGGUGUUAAUCAAUAGUGCUCAAUGGCAUCAAAAGUUUUACUUCGCAUUCAUAAUGCUGUUGAACUAUAUUUCAUUGUGUAAAACGUCGUUCAACUAUAGAAUAACUGCAAAGGUUUAUAAAUCAUUAAAAGAAAAGACUCAGUAAUGCUGGUCUGUAUUUAGAAGACGAGAACACAAAUGGGAAUUUCUCCAGCAGUAUUUUCUUAAGCUGCUCGUAUUGUCGCAAAUUUAUAUAUUUAAUUGUACAUUGUAAAAAUUUGUUGAAAAAAAAAUGUAGUGAUAGUUAAACAUUCCUUAUUCGCUUGGCAUUCCAGCUAAAUUUCUAUAAGCACUCGAAAGCAAGUUCAAAUUUGUUUGGCUGGCAAUCAGUUUGUUUCUUAAAAAGUAAGUGCAUUUGGUGUUAAUUACUUUUAAAUUUUAAUAAUGAUGUAUACAUAUUUUAUACUUAACUAAAUCUAGUCAACAAGUAACUACAAGUCUUAGGUCAAGUUGUGUGUGUAUGAUCUCGAUUUUUUUUAUGCCCACUCUUUAUGCAAUUGUUUUUAACUUAAUAAGUACAAAUAAGUAUUGUUAAUUUAUUUUAACUUACUUACGAAGAAAAUAAAGAAUUCCUUGUUAAAAUUGUAAUUAUAUCUUUGACAUUUGUCGAUUGACUAUUAG